AUGUCUGGCGAGGCUAACAAGCCUGCCAUCUUGAUUGUGGGAGGGCUUGGCUUCCUCGGCCGCUUUCUUGCCCUUCACAUUCACGAAAAUAACCUCGCUUCAGAGGUGCGCAUCGUUGAUAAGCUGCUACCUCAAUUAGCAUGGUUGACUCCUGAGUUCAGCGCUGCCUGCUCUCAGGACAAGUUUGUCCAAGCUGACGCAAGCCGUGAACAAUCAUUUCCCCGAAUUUUCGACCGCGCAAACGGUGCGCAGUUUGACUACGUUAUCAACUGUGGCGGAGAGUCUCGCAUGUCCCAACCAGAUGACGUAUACCGUCUUCGAAGUCAUGCCCUCUCCGUUGCGCUAGGGAAGGAAGCCGCCCGUCGAGGAAUUGGUGCAUUUAUCGAAUGUUCCACGGCCACCGUGUACAAGAGUGAACGCGAACCAGCCAAGGAGGAUUCCAAGAUCAAGCCUUGGUUCGCCUUCUCGAAAUGGAAGCACCAAGCGGAGGAAGACUUGCGAAAGAUCCCUGGCUUGAAUCUUUGCAUUCUUAGAUUCCCCCAUAUCUACGGGGAGUACGAUACUGGUCUACUGAGCACUGUCAUUUGCAUGGGCAGGGCCUACAUGGAGCUGGGAAAACCCAUCCCCUUCCUAAAAACCGGAAGCCAACCCAUGAACACUGUAUAUGUCAAAGAUGCAGCUCGCGCAAUGUGGAGAGCGGCGGAAUGGCGCGCGAGCAAGGGGCCCGUUGCCAGUGAUGAUCCCAUCGUUUUCAAUAUUGUAGACCACAACAAAACCACAAAACAGGACCUGGCCCAAGGCCUAAAGCGGGCCUUUGGUGUCGAGUACAACUUCGUCGGCACCAUGCUAACGCAAGUCGUGAACCUCAACCUGGAUGAGAUUAUCGAUGAAAUGAACGAGGAGGGACUGCAGGUAUGGGCUGAGCUUCUGAAUGAGAAACAAAUCGACAGACCUGGACCUAUAAGUCCGUUCCUGGAACGUGAUUCUAUUAAGGAUGGUGACCUCUUGAUUGACGGAUCGCUGUUCGAGCAGACGACCGGCUUCACGUAUGAAAGACCGACGCUUGACGAAGAUUGGAUCCAGCCUGUUGUCGAAAGCUUCAAACGACUCGGGUGGUGGCCUUGA
This is a messenger RNA of Blastomyces dermatitidis ER-3, 1125 nucleotides long. RefSeq names its product epimerase/dehydratase. Bases 1 to 1125 code for a protein of 374 amino acids. The transcript has 3 exons. NCBI's taxonomy places the organism in Eukaryota, Fungi, Ascomycota, Eurotiomycetes, Onygenales, Ajellomycetaceae. The record is from RefSeq and is a predicted model, not a curated record.